Komagataella phaffii GS115 is the source of this 1410-nucleotide messenger RNA. Its product is annotated as Conserved phosphoesterase domain-containing protein. The transcript has a single exon. Gene Ontology annotation, biological process: GPI anchor biosynthetic process. Lineage: Eukaryota; Fungi; Ascomycota; Pichiomycetes; Pichiales; Pichiaceae. Bases 1 to 1410 code for a protein of 469 amino acids. Gene Ontology annotation, cellular component: endoplasmic reticulum. The record is from RefSeq and is a predicted model, not a curated record.
AUGUUGUCAAAUAGAAGAUUUAUCAAACAACUAGCCAAUUGGGUGACAGCUAUCACUAUACUGAUUAACAUAUAUCUCUAUACUUAUCCAAGUUUCAAUUCCGAAAGAUGCUCAUGGUCUACGACCGAAGUUAGAACAGGAUCCUUAACAAACUGGGAAGGUUUGGUUCUCCAAAUCCCCUAUUUUGGCGAUAUUUUCCAGCAAUAUUUUCUAGAUGAGUCCAAGUUGGAAGACAACUCUGAUGAUAUCAAGAUACUGGCGCUUGGCGAUCCUCAAAUAAACGGCAAUUGGCCUAAUACUCCUUAUAUCAAAAGACUAGAUAACUUUGGUAAUGACUACUAUCUGGGCCAUAUCUACAGAACUAUGAAAAGGCGGCUACUUCCAUCCCACGUUGCGGUUAUGGGUGAUUUGUUUUCCUCCCAAUGGAUCAGUGAUUCAGAAUACUACAAUAGAACGAGAAGGUAUAUGACGCGUUUGUUUCCGCAACCUGAGCAACACACGCUGGAUGCCAUGAAUUUUGUAGACAAGCAUGAGGACGUCGAUUGGAGAAGCUUUUAUGGAUGGAUGAACGGUAACUUAAAUGACGGAAGCUUCCUGCGAGAGGAAGAGUAUGCUUAUUAUGACAUAUACGACUGGACCGAGCCUCGUAUCAAGGGUGAACCUCUAUUUAUCAACAUAACUGGAAACCAUGAUGUUGGGUAUGGUGAUACAACCUACCAACAUCUAGCCAGAUAUAGGAAAUUGUUUGGUAAAGAUAACUAUUUCAUUGAGUACGACAACGACACUGACCAUCCUUGGAGAAUCGUGGUUCUUAAUUCUUUGGCUCUGGAUGGACCACUAUUACAACCAGAGUUUCAAAAGUACACUUGGCAGUUUGUUGAAAUGCUCUCAAAACAAAAUUAUCCUGGACAAACCAUUCUAAUGACACACAUCCCAUUCUAUAAGAGAGAAGGUUUAUGUAUUGACGGUCCGUUUGUGGAAUAUUUUACUGAGGAAAAUGCAUUGGAAGACUAUAGGAUCGGGCUACUCAAAUCAGAAAAUCAUCUUCAAUAUGAGACUUCUCAGAAAGUAUUGAAUGCUGUCUUUCAAAGUGGCAAACCAGGAAUUGUACUCACUGGCCAUGAUCAUGAAGGUUGUGAGAACUUCUAUUCCAAGGAUGAAAACAACGUUUGGGUUGCAGAUAAGACUGUAAAGAACAAGAAUUUCUACAUUAAAGAAGCUACUGUGAGAGCCAUGAUGGGUGAUUUUGAUGGUCAUGCUGGAAUCAUGACUGGUCAUCUCAACAAAUCAACCGGUCUGUGGGAGUGGGAUUACAGUACCUGCCCGUUCUCUGUACAGCAUGUCUGGUGGGUGGGUCAAGUCGGAAUUGCUCUCUCUAUUCUGUUGCAGUCGAUUGGAUUUCUCAUAUAA